AUGACUCAAGCCAAACCUGUAGCCACAUCGCUUGCUACAACAGAUAAUCUCAAACUUCAAGAUGGUUAUUCACUAGCUGAUGCUACUUUGUACCGGCAAACACUUGGGCUGUUGUUAAAUUCUUACUACGGUAUCUCGUCGGCACUAUCGAUCAUGGACUUAUGUUAUGUAAAAGGACCACAAACACUUCAUACAUUUGCUGAUGCGGAUUGCGCAGGAGAUCCCACAGAUCGAUCUUCAACAUCUACCAAUGUUAUCUUUCGUGGUGUCAAUCCCAUCUCUUGGAGCUGCAAAAAGCAAAAAACAGUUGCAAGGUCAUCAACCGAGGCUGAAUACCGUGCUAUUGCAUCCGCUGCCAGAGAGUUAAAUUGGAUCAUGAAUUUGCUUCAAGAGUUGCGAGUUUCGGUGCCUUCUAUAUCUGUUAUAUAUUGUGACAACAUAAUUGCCACUUAUGUUUGCACGAACCCUGUAUUUCACUCUCGCAUGAAGCACAUUGCCAUUGAUUUCCACUUCGUACGAGAACAAGUGACUGCUAAGCGACUUCGAGUUUUUCACAUUCACACAUAUGAUCAGCUUGUCGACUCACUUAUUAAACUUCUUGCUCGUACUCAAUUGCUCAAUCAUAGAAACAAGAUUGGUGUCCUUAACGGCCAAUCAAUCUCGCGGGGGCAUGAUAAGAUUGGGAAGUCAACUGGUAACGAAACUUUAAAAGAGUUUUGUUCAUCGAUAAUCGAACUAUAUGGGGAACAAUACUGGCGGUCACCAAAUGAACAUGAUAUUCACCGUCUUCUACAAGAAGGUGAAUCACGAGGUUUUCCAGGCGGAAAUAAUGAUAUUAACGUCUUGGAUCAUUCUCCACUUUUUGAUAAUAUGAUACAUGGUAGAAUGCCUCCGGGUAAUCAACUUAUAUCCAUGAGUCUUGCUGCUAGGACAGUGUCUCGAUAUGACAAUCGAAUGUAUGCAGUUGGGACUCGACUUCUGCGUAGAGAAGGUGUUUCGUCCCGCAUACCUCCCAUACCUGCUAUACCUUCUCCGACACGAGGUAGAUAUAACAGAAGACACUUCAGCACUGCCGAAUUGUAG
Messenger RNA from Erythranthe guttata (spotted monkey flower), 1083 nucleotides. NCBI's taxonomy places the organism in Eukaryota, Viridiplantae, Streptophyta, Magnoliopsida, Lamiales, Phrymaceae. The record is from RefSeq and is a predicted model, not a curated record.